GCUGAAUUGAGGAAGUGAUUGCAGCCAGGGGCUGGAUCUUUCCCCUCACCUGGCCCUCCAUGGCCAGGGCCGGAGUGCGGGGCUGGUGCAGGAGCCCAGCUUUGCUGUGAAGGCACUUCCUGUCGCCCAGGAACCAUCACCAAGGGCCCCGAGGGAGUGCUGGGCUGAGGUGUCCUGGAGGUGUGUCUGAGGCAGGGGCUGGGACUCACAUGGAUGAUAAACAGCAGUCGGGUGAGCACUGCUCCUGGCUGAGGACACCGGAGCUGUUUCCAGGCCUCGGCUCAGCUCACCACUGCAGGAAAUGUGGUGACAGGUGUGUCUCAGCUCCCAGGACUCAGCCACCACUGCCCAGGAAGCCAGGCCACCAGCCGGUACCAGUGGGAGCGCCUGUGUGUGCUUGAAAACACCUGUCUGCCUGUGGGUCCUUGCCUGUGUCUGUGUGUCUGUCCCCGCCUCCUGGCGCCCCGCCGAGGAGGGGAAGCUGAGCUGGCCCAGGCACACUCCGCGCCGCAGCCUCAGCUAGGAUGUGGCUCCUCCGCACUCUGCUCUGCGUGACCAGCCUGGUUCCUCUGGGGGCCUUCAACGUGGAUGAGAACUGGAUCCGGGUGACGCCGGAGGAACACGGGCCGUAUGUGCUCAGCUCCCUUUUGCACCAAGACCCCAGCAGCAACCAGACCUGGCUCCUGGUCACCAGCCCCAGAACCAACAGGACAGCGGGGCCCCUGCAUCAGUGUUCCCUCACCCGGGAUGAGCUCCUUUGCCAGCCUGUAGAGCAUGUCCCCAUCCCGAAGGGGAGGCACCGGGGCGUGACCGUUGCCCGGAACCACCACGGUGUUUUGAUCUGCAUUCAGGUGGUGGCCCGGCGGCCCCACAGCCUCAGCUCAGAACUCACAGGCACCUGCAGCCUGCUGGCCUCCAACCUCAGUCACCAGGCCCUGGUCCCUUUCAACGACAUUGAAAAUCUCCUGGUUCCUGAGGCACAUGCGGAUGCUGGAGACUGCUACAGGAACAAAAAAGGCAGCACUGAGAAUACAGCCAGGCAGCGCCGGGCUCUGAAGGCCAAAGAGGAGGAGGAGGAAGAGGAGGAGGAGGAAGAGGAGGAGGAGGAAGAGGAGGAGGAGGAGGAGGAAGAAGAGGAGGAGGAGGGAGCUGGCACCGAGAUCGCCAUCGUCCUGGAUGGCUCGGGAAGCAUUGAUCCCCCCGACUUCCAGAGAGCCAAAGACUUCAUCUCCAACAUGAUGAGGAAGAUCUAUGAGAAGUGCUUUGAGUGCAGCUUUGCCCUGGUGCAGUACGGAGGCGUGAUCCAGACUGAGUUUGACCUUCGGUACAGCCAGGAUGUGAUGGCCUCCCUCAGCAAAGUCCAGAACAUCACUCAAGUGAAGGAAGUCACCAAGACAGCCUCUGCCAUGCAGCAUGUCCUAGACAACAUCUUCUCACCAAGCCACGGCUCCAGAAAAGAGGCCUCCAAGGUCAUGGUGGUGCUCACCGAUGGGGAGAUAUUCAUGGACCCCCUCAACCUCACGACUGUCCUCAACUCCACAAAGAUGCAAGGUGUUGAGCGCUUUGCCAUUGGGGUGGGAGAGGCAUUUACGAAGCCUAAGACUGAGAAGGAGCUGAAGCUGAUCGCCUCGCACCCCCCGGAGACCCAUGCCUUCAAGGUGACCAACUACGCGGCGCUGGAUGGGCUGCUGAGCCAACUGCAGCAAAGUAUCGUUCCCAUGGAAGGCACGGUCGGAGAAGCCCUCCACUUCCAGCUGGCACAGGUCGGGUUCAGCGCCCAGAUCCUGAAUGAGGGGCAGCUGCUGCUCGGUGCUGUUGGGGCCUUUGAUUGGUCCGGGGGCGUGUUGCUCUAUGACAGGCACAGCUGCCGGGGCCGCUUCCUGAACCAGACGGUGGUGGACAGCAAGGCUGGGAAGCACAGCUACCUGGGUUACUCGCUGGCCGAGCUGCACAAGGCCAGUGGCUCCUCCUACGUGGCGGGGGCUCCCCGGCACAAGCAUCGAGGGGCCGUGUUUGAGUUCCCGAAGGAGGGCGGAGAGAACGACUUCGUGCCAGUGCUGGAGGGAGAGCAGAUGGGGUCCUACUUUGGCUCUGAGCUGUGUCCUGUGGACAUCGACAUGGAUGGAACCACGGACCUCUUGCUGGUGGCGGCUCCGUUUUACCACGUUCGCGGACAGGAAGGCAGAGUCUACGUGUACCGCCUGAACGAGCAGGGCGGUUCCUUCUCCUUGGCACGCACGCUGAGUGGGCAGCCUGGGUUCCCUGAUGCCCGAUUUGGCUUUGCCAUGGCAACAGUGGGGGACAUCAGUCAGGAUAAGCUCACGGACGUGGCCAUCGGCGCCCCCCUGGAGGGUUGGGGGGCAGGUGAUGGCGCCAGCUUUGGCAGUGUGUACAUUUACAACGGAUGCCCGGACGGCCUCUCUACCAGCCCCUCGCAGCACAUCAGAGCCGCAGCGGUCGCCCCCCGACUCUACUACUUCGGCAUGUCUGUGGACGGUGGCCUGGAUGUGACCGGCGAUGGCCUUGCUGACAUCACCGUGGGCACCCUUGGUCGGGCGGCUGUGCUCCGCUCAAGACCUGUGGUGCGCCUGGCGGUGUCCGUCUCCUUCACCCCGGAGGCGCUGCCCAUUGGCUUCAACAGCAGCGUGAACGUGAAUUUGUGUUUUGAAAUCAGCUCUGGGACCACAGCUGCCACGUCAGGCCUCAGAGGGACGUCUCUGAAUUUCACGUUGGACGUGGAUGUGUUGAAGGAGAGGAAGAGGCUGCAGUGCGCGGACCAGAGAACUUGUCAGAGCUGCCUUCGGGAGUGGGGCAGUGGGCCCCGUCUCUGUGAGUCCCGCCUGCUCAGCCCCACAGAGGGAGAGCUCUGUGAAGAGGACUGCUUCUCCAACAUUACUGUCAAGGUCAGCUACCACCUCCAGAACUCCAAGGACCAGAGGAGCCAUUCCCAGCCUGUCCUGGACAUCUACAGUGAGCCCUCCGCCAUCUUCCAGCUGCCCUACGAGAAGGCCUGCAAGAAUAAGCUGUUUUGUGUUGCUGAGUUACAGCUGGCCACCACCUCUCCGACGGAAUUGGUGGUGGGUGUCACAAAGGAGCUGACAAUGAACAUCAGCCUAACUAACUCUGGGGAAGAUUCCUACAUGACAAACAUGGCUUUGACUUACCCCAGAAACUUACAGUUUAAGAGGAUACAAAAGCCUCCUUCCCCAGAUAUUCAGUGUGAUGACCCUAAGCCAGCUGCUUCUGUCCUGGUCAUGAAGUGCAAGAUUGGUCACCCCAUAUUCAGGAGGGCAUCUGCAAACUUUUCAGUAGUUUGGCAGCUAGAGGAGAGUGCCUUCCCAAACAGGACAGCUGACAUCACUGUGACAAUCACAAAUGCCAAUGGAAGAAGCUCUUUGGUCAGAGAGACCCACAGACUUCACUUCAAGCAUGCCUUCAUUGCAGUUCUUCCCAAACCAGCAGUGAUGUACAUGAACACAAGCCAGGGGCUUUCUGACCACAAAGAAUUCUCCUUCAAUAUCCAUGGAGAAAACUUCUUUGGAGCCGAAUUCCAGCUGCAAAUCUGUGUUCCAAUUAAAAUACAAGGGCUCCGGCUUAUAAGAGUGAAGAACCUGACAAAGACACAGGCGCACACCGUGUGCACCCAGCGUCCGGAGCGCGCUUGUGGGAGCGAGGCGCUUCAGCCCGUGGAGGAGUGGCAUUCGGUGCGCUGUGCCAUCGCUUCCGACAGAGAAAACGUGACGGUGGCAGCGGAGCUCGCCGCGAGUCAGUCUGAGCAGUUCCUAAGAGAUGUAACUGAACUGCAGAUCCUUGGUGAAAUUUCUUUCAACAAAUCUCUGUAUGAGGGUCUGAAUGCAGAGAACCACAGAACGAAGAUCAUGGUCAUCUUCCUGAAAGAGGAGGGGUACCUUCCUUUGCCUCUCAUCAUCGGAAGCAGUGUCGCUGGCUUUCUGGUUUUGAUAGUGAUUAUAGUCGUGCUAUUCAAGUGUGGCUUUUUUAAAAGAAAAUACCGACAACUGAACUUGGAGAGCAUAAGGAAGGCCCAGCUGAAAUCAGAGAAUCAGCUCACAGAAGGUGAGGACCAGCCUUCUCGUCCACUGGGAGAGAAUGUCAGCUAGUGCUCAACUCCUGGAGACUUGGUGUCGUACGGAUGACCUGGUCUUGUAGGAGGGUGCAGGGCAGAAUCUGAUAAAUUGUCAAUACAAUAUUGUUUUUCAAUAAUACAUCGUCUCAAGAGUGCCUGUGCAUGUGCAAAAAUGAACUUGGGAAAGAUUUGGUGUUUAUUUAACUGUUUGGUGUUAAACUGUUUUCUUUACAAAAGCGUUUUGAAUAUACACAUAUAAUAUAUUUUGAAUUCUUUUUUCCUCCCAAGAAAUUAUAUAGCAUUUCUCAA
Myotis myotis is the source of this 4393-nucleotide messenger RNA. It is a transcript of the gene ITGAE, whose product is annotated as integrin subunit alpha E. Gene Ontology annotation, biological process: cell-cell adhesion; cell adhesion mediated by integrin; cell-matrix adhesion. Bases 525 to 4118 code for a protein of 1197 amino acids. The record is from RefSeq and is a predicted model, not a curated record. The transcript has 31 exons. NCBI's taxonomy places the organism in Eukaryota, Metazoa, Chordata, Mammalia, Chiroptera, Vespertilionidae. Gene Ontology annotation, molecular function: integrin binding. Gene Ontology annotation, cellular component: integrin complex; external side of plasma membrane.